AGCAUCUUUAAAAAUCCUAAAUGGAAAAAGAAAGUUCAAAUAUACCUUCUUCAAUUUUAAAUGUACGUAAACAUCAUAAACAAGCUUACACAUACUUAUCAAAUGCUUUACAAAUCGAUGAACGCGAAGAUGCUGCAAAUAUGCUGCUCGGUUUUUGGCUAUAUAAUGGUGGUCUCUUAAUUGGUCUAUUUAGCGACAAGCAUUUUCAAUAAAAUCAUACACUGGAAGGGUUACUGGAACUUUAACAUGUGUUUGGUUGGCUUUUUGCCACUGAUUAAAGGUGGUAUCUUCUAUGCUGUGUCUAUCAAACAAAGCAAUAACUGCAUUAAAGAUGAAGAAAAAGUAUUGGCUGAAUACACAAAAGGUGUAAAAGAAUUAGAAAAAGGAAUAGAGAUUUGUUUAGUUGGUUCAGGUCAAGAUUAUGAUCGAGCUAGGAAGCUGCAGGACAAAAUGAGCAGUAAUAUUGCACAUGCAAAAGGAAGAAUCCAUGCAUUAACUAAAAGUAUUGAAGAAAAAAAAAGCCAGCAGACAAAAGAUAAUAGAAAUUCAAGAUCAAAUCAAAAUGGAAAUAAGGCAACUGGAAAUAAGGCACCACCACAGUUAAAGAAGGAUGUUACGAGGUCAAAUAGCUUUCCAAUAUCACAUGAUAAAUCUAAAAAAGAUUCUCAGUACAAAAGUAAUAAAGUUAGUCAACAAAUGUCUAAUAAAAAUAAAGAUGAAGAAAUGGCUGUGAAUCAAGUAAACAAAGUAUCCCAUUUAAAAAAUGUUGACAGUAAACAUGCUAAUCUCAUACUGAAUGAAAUUAUUGAAAAGGGUAGAGGUGUAUCCUUUGAUGAUAUAGGAGGGAUGAAUAAUGCAAAACAGAUUUUGGAAGAAAUUGUUAUUUUGCCUGCAUUAAGACCUGAGCUUUUCACAGGCUUACGUGCCCCUGCUCGUGGCUUGCUUCUUUUUGGUCCACCAGGAAAUGGAAAAACGCUUUUAGCAAAAGCAGUUGCAACUCAAUCUAAAGCUACUUUUUUUAAUAUUAGUGCAGCAACGUUAACUUCAAAAUGGGUUGGGGAAGGUGAAAAAAUGGUGAAAGCAAUGUUUGCUACUGCUAGAGAAUUACAACCAAGCAUUGUAUUUAUUGACGAAGUUGAUUCAUUGUUAUGUGAGCGAAAAGAAAAUGAAAAUGAGGCUACAAGAAGAAUAAAAACAGAGUUUCUUGUUGGUUUUGAUGGGGUUAUAAGUGACGCUAAUGAAAGGAUUUUAAUAAUGGGAGCCACAAACAGACCAUGGGAGUUAGAUGAUGCUGCUUUAAGACGUUUUGUAAAGCGUGUGCAAGUUCCAUUACCAGAUGUUAAUACACGGAAAGAUAUUCUUAAAAAAUUGCUGUCAAAAGAGUCAAACUGUUGCUUUACUGAGAAAGACUAUGAUGAGUUAGCAAGGAUAACAGAAAACUAUUCUGGUAGUGAUAUAGCAGCAUUAGCAAGGGAUGCUGCAUUAAUGCCUGUCAGAGAAUUAAAAGUAGAACAAAUAAAGACAGUUGAUCCUUCAAAGGUACGUGGACUAAAAUUAAACGAUUUUAUCUCUGCAAUGAAAACCAUUCGACCAAGCAUGUCCGUUGAAAGCCUGAGUAAAUUUGAUGAAUGGAACUCAAAAUUUGGCGUCAUAUAAAAAUGAAUUUUUUUUGUUAGGAAGAAUUAUUAUAAUUAUUUAAGGGAGAAAACCUCUCAAAUUCGAAGAAUUUUUAAAUUUUUGUUUGUGUGUGGCUAAUUUAAAAGUAAAUUUUAUUUAGAAAUUAAAUGUUGAAAACUUUAUUCAUAAAUCACUAUUUUUUGUAAAAUAAAUGACAUUUUUGUAUGAC
This is a messenger RNA of Hydra vulgaris (swiftwater hydra), 1846 nucleotides long. Its product is annotated as spastin. Gene Ontology annotation, molecular function: ATP hydrolysis activity; ATP binding. The record is from RefSeq and is a predicted model, not a curated record. Lineage: Eukaryota; Metazoa; Cnidaria; Hydrozoa; Anthoathecata; Hydridae. Gene Ontology annotation, cellular component: microtubule cytoskeleton.